Molecule: messenger RNA, 3406 nt
Organism: Epinephelus lanceolatus (giant grouper)
Lineage: Eukaryota; Metazoa; Chordata; Actinopteri; Perciformes; Serranidae
Gene: rbm43
Product: RNA binding motif protein 43
Source: RefSeq, a predicted model, not a curated record
GAUUAAAAACAAAGUGAAGUGUAUCAUGAAGUUAUCAGGAGUGAACUUUAAAGGAAGUUACCACUGUCGAUUCAGUUUGAAUUAGUCGCGUUUCCAGAAGUAUAAAAGAAGCUGCGGGUGCCGAGAGCCGCAUUACUUUCACUUUCGAUGAAACCUGGAAUUGAAGUUUCAGUAUCUCCAACACCGACGUGAGGAUGGAGAAAAAGGGAAGUAUGAUUGAGGUUUUGGGCGUGCCAGAUGUUGCACCGGCUGAGAAGACAUGUGCUAAACUGCAACUGUAUUUCCUCAAAACCAGACAUGGAGGAGGAGAUGUGGAGAGGGUGGUGUACCCCUGCUAUCAGCCCGGGCAGGCUUUCAUCAUAUUUAAGAAGCCAGAGAUUGCUGCUCGAGUAUUGCAAAGGAGCCCCCAUGUGUUGGAAAUGAAUAAUCAAAAAUACCAUUUGACAGUGAAAGCACCUGAGCAUACUGAGGUGGAUUUACCAGUGGAGGCAACAGUAAAUUUAAGUACUUUCCCCGAUGAGGCAGAGGUGCGAAGAAUCCUCAGGUCACAUGGCUUUGAGUUGACAGAUCUGAGCGGCGAUCAGGUGCGUGUCAAGGGGUCGUUUUUGAAACUGAAGGCUGUGAAGGCGUCUUUGGAGCAAAUUCUUCAAUCGCAAACUAAGACGGACAUCAGGCCCGUCCCAACGGUUUCCUCUGGAGCCAUUUCCAAACACUACAACAGUAACAGCUUGAUGUCAAAUGGUGGCAGAGGCAGAGACAAACCUCCGCAUGCCUCUCCAUCUUCACCCACCACCUCCUCAUCUUGGGCGCCCUUCAAACAUCUAACCGUGCGUGGCUCAAUCAGGUCUAGAAGGGAGUCCUUUGUCGUUGAUGCAGAUGUGUUUAGCUACGCAGACCGGCUCAGGAAAAGAGACAUUGAAACAAUCCUGGUCAGCCAUGAUGUUAGAAUGGAUGUGCGUGAAGUUGGUGACAGCUGCAACAUCACUUUACUGGGGAAUGGCUCGAGGAAAGCUGUGGGUAAACUUCAGAGCCUCCUGAAUGAUCUCAACAAGUCGCUGCGCACACAGGAAGUUCCUCUGAAGCAUGUGGAUCAUGAUGGCCAGGCUCUUUUGGAGAGAAUUCGGAAAGACAAAAAUGUGUACAAUUUAGUGCUGGUAUGUCAGAAGAAUGAUCAACUUCACCUGAUCGGACCAUCUGGUGAGAGCUACAAAUUACAGCAGAGGCUGUUAGGGAGGACGGCUGACCAGUCAGGACGUACAGGAAGGACAUCGUACAGAAGCUCCAGUAGGAGGAGCAGCUCUCUGCCACCACUCAGUCGCAAGUACACAGAAAUAGAUAGUGGUGCCAAUGCUAAUCCAUCUCCUGCAGGAGCUGCUGGUUACUCUCCGCCACACUACCAAGAUGAUAAACAGAAAGCUGCUGAGCCCAAGCGGGCUUUUGUUCGAGGAGGUUGGAAGAGAAGAAGCCACUCUGAGACCCACGACAAAACCCGGGCAGAAAGGGUUAACGAGCAAGAGACGGAAAGCAGACUUCCACCUCCUAGAUCAGCCAAGAAAUUCUUCAUGGAAUUACUAAAUUUCAAAGAUAUAAAGAAAAAGUUUAAAAGUAUGAAAAAAUGACAAAAGAGCAAUGAAGUAAUGUUCAUGAAGGUAGAAAAACAGCACUGAAACUUUACUCAUCUUGUCUCAGGUUACAUCUUAAGCACUACUUUUUGACCAUGCAUAAAUACCUGCUGUAUGCCAUACUGAGUAAUAGGUUUGAGUAUGCAGGUGCAUGGCGUUGUAUCCUAAAGUGUGAUUGAUACUGGAUUCUGGAGGCCAAUAGCAAUACUAAUAUUUGACUGUAGCAUAAAGACUGGAAAUGAGGACACAGCUUGCUCUGUCCAAAGGUAACCAGCCCUGCCUACCAGCACCUUUUAAGCUCAUUAAAGCUGGGGUAGGUAGAAAUCUGGAGGAGGCAAAAACAUGUGCACAAUUUGAAAAUCCACCCUCCUCCUCCUGCUCCUCCCUCUCUGUAAGCCCCUCCCACCAGACAACCACAGACAUACGCGUUUCAUACAGUAACCCAGUGUUUCCUAUAUAUUAAUUUAUUUGAUCCUGUUUCAUGAUAGAGUUUCAUGAUAGAGGUAGCCACUCCACUGUCCUGUCGCAUUACUCCCUACCGCUGUGGACUGCUUCCUCAGGAGUAGAGGGAGUGGCUAUAGUCAGUGCAAACCCCCCAGCGGCAGGUGUUACAGCAGGCUGGUGGCCAGUGGAAUCAUCAGGUCUAACCUGUGUAACAGCAGCAACAGAAAGUUUGCUGAUCCAGUGCUGUUUGGUUCCCUGGAGCUGGGGUUUGUGUUGGCUGGAUUCAGGUUGCUGUGGCCUCUGACUGGGGGUCCAUCUCUGGAGCUCCUGCCAGCUCUCCUCCAGGUGAGGUGGAGAACACAGCGAUUUAAGGCUCUAGCUAAUGUUAGCAACAUUUUCUCUCCAUCUCUAUUAGACUCUCUUUUAGAUCCUCUUUUUGAUAACUCCGUCCUCCUUUUUUGCAUUGCUCUGCAGUGUAGGCAGUUGUUGCCAAUGCUGGAACACCAACUUUUUCUGAAGAUUCUUCGCCAUUGAAUCAGGCUUUCCCUGCAUGCAUCUGCAUUUAAGAGCAGCCAAUAGGAGCGCCCUCCCUGAAAAAUCUCCUGUCACUGCCUAAAUUUUUUAAAGCCUGAAAAAAGAGCCAAGAGGAGGUGCAGAAGUCUAGUGUUCUCUCAGACCACUUGAAUUACAAUAUGUUAUAAGUCUAUUAUAAUAUUUUGGCCCAAUGAAUCCAAAAUAAAACUGCCUACCCCAGCUUUAAUUAACAUUUUAUAUCUUGUCUGUUCAAGCUGUGGCAUUUUUGGGGUCAUGUGCUUUGACAGUUUCCUGGAGAGAGCAAGGAUAGCUGUUUCUACAGCUGUACAAUAUACCGUAUUUGUACUAAGCUACAAUUAGUUGAUAAGCCAUACAGAUAUAUCGAUUGUGCCUUGUAGUUUGGUUUGGACUUUUUUUAUUCAGCUCUGCUUAAUGAUUAUAGUUGAAGUGAAAAAUGCAAAUUGAUCUGUCAGACUGAUGAAUGUUGUUGUCAUGUAGUGCAAUAUACUGAUUUAGACUCUGACACUAUAUUCUCCUGAUGUCAAAAUAUUUAUUGUAUUUGAAUAAUACAUUAUUCAACGUCUUCUGUCAUGAGAACAGUCAGUUAUUUGAAGCCUGUGACUGACUUCUCUUGCAAAGUUGUAUUUCACCAUUGCUAGUUGCUUGCACUGUAAUGACUGGUGAUCGGGAAAUUAUAAACUGAAUGGCUUAAAAUAUAAUUUGUGUAAAUGGGAAAACGCUAACAUUAAUAUUAUGGGUAAUCUGAAGGAUCUUUGAGUGUUAAAUAAAUGUGAUAAUGAGAAUAA